AUGGAACAGGUUUCACAGAAAGGCAUCCCUACAGAAAAUGCUUUCAGGGGUCAAGUCCUCGCUGACCUCCUCGUUCAUGGCGCCUUGCAGUUCAAAGAGGCCUUAUUCAAUGGAAAUCCAAUAGCCGUUGCCACCAUAGGUGUUGUUUCAUUUCUUGUCCUGGCGGUGGCGGCACGAUGCACGUAUUCUCUUCGGGCUCCUCUAGAUCAAAAAAAUGUCAACAACAAACGGCGACGCAAAGCUGCCUCCACCAACAACGGAAGCAGCAGCACGACGGACAGUAAGCCCAGAGCACACGAGGCAGGGGCGAGUCCGGUGAACCCAACAAAAAAGAACCAGAAGAAAAGAGGGGGAUUCGAGACGCCGGCUCCUUCUAAUGCGUCAGUCUUGAAAGGAGGGGACUCUCAGACGGAAGAGAUGCGCGUGCACAACCAGGAGUCCACGGACGAUGGGGGCGGGGAGUGGUUGGUGGUUGCCAGAAAGAAGAAACAAAAGCCCAAGAAGCCAUAA
Cyclospora cayetanensis is the source of this 510-nucleotide messenger RNA. RefSeq lists its product as uncharacterized. The record is from RefSeq and is a predicted model, not a curated record. NCBI's taxonomy places the organism in Eukaryota, Apicomplexa, Conoidasida, Eucoccidiorida, Eimeriidae. Bases 1 to 510 code for a protein of 169 amino acids. The transcript has 3 exons.